AAGUUGAGCAGCAACUCAGCAGAAGCACACCACUACGGCCGGUUCGUCGUCCCUAGAUAAGCUGGUGCGUCUCGCGGCGUGGUGGAUCGGAGGAGAGGUGGGACAGGCAGGCACCCAUGGCGGGGCUACAGAGGUCGGCGACCACGUUCAGAAGGUCCGGGUCCUCGGGCCUGGUCUGGGACGAGCGGUUCCUGACCGAGGCCGAGGCCGAGGCGAAGGCGAAGGCCGGCGGUGGCGCCGCCGCCGCCGAGGACCCCCAGCCGGAGCUCCGGCACUCCAGGAGCGUCGGGAGCAUCGGCAUGCUGCUCCGUGGUGGAGACAGCGACGACGGCAAUAAGAAGGCGAAGGAGGUGGAGAAGGCGCGCGGCGGGCAGCAGCAGCGGGUGUUCCGGACCAAGGACGUGGCCCCCGACAUGGACCCGCCCUCGCCGAGGGUGUCCGGCUGCAUCCUCUGCGCCAUCCUGGGCGGGGGCUCUGGCGGCGGCAAGGCACGCCGCCGGUCCAAGCCCAAGCCCAAGCCCAAGCCUAAGCCUAAGCCCAGGAAGGAUGUAGCGACGACGGCGGCGUAGGCGCGUAGCAGCACGUACGUACGUCGCGUUGUCUUUCCGCUGUAAAAAAACAAGUUUGGGGGUCAUGGUUGUGUGAGAGUGCACAUGUUUAUACAUACUGGUAGCGGUAGGCAGCGUCAUAUGAGCUUGCUACUCGAUGUAAUGUAUGUACACCAUUUUUAGUCAGGUUAGUUUCCUCUCUUUAA
Zea mays is the source of this 754-nucleotide messenger RNA. RefSeq lists its product as uncharacterized. Bases 117 to 569 code for a protein of 150 amino acids. The record is from RefSeq and is marked validated. The transcript has a single exon. NCBI's taxonomy places the organism in Eukaryota, Viridiplantae, Streptophyta, Magnoliopsida, Poales, Poaceae.